Molecule: messenger RNA, 219 nt
Organism: Anisakis simplex (herring worm)
Lineage: Eukaryota; Metazoa; Nematoda; Chromadorea; Rhabditida; Anisakidae
Source: the annotation of a GenBank genome assembly
GUUGAUAUGAUGACAAUUACGAGUGGUUUCUCGUAUGCUGAGACUGAGGAUGUGCAAGUGCUUGAGCUACCAUAUAAAGAUCCUGAAACGUUCAUGUACGUAUUCCUACCUACUGAACGUUUCGGACUGAGGCAAUUCGAGAAGUCGAUGAAUGGCGAGAAAAUCAUGCAGUUGAUGAACGGAUGCAUGCCAAGGAAUAAAAUUAUCGUAAGCGAAUGA